Messenger RNA from Hypoxylon trugodes, 492 nucleotides. RefSeq lists its product as uncharacterized. The record is from RefSeq and is a predicted model, not a curated record. The transcript is spliced from 3 exons. The coding region runs from base 1 to 492 and encodes 163 amino acids. NCBI's taxonomy places the organism in Eukaryota, Fungi, Ascomycota, Sordariomycetes, Xylariales, Hypoxylaceae.
AUGGAAAACAUUAACAACAGACUUUUCACCUUUGAGCUUCGAAUGCUUGCGGACCAAUCCUUUACGUUCAACGACGCCUUAGAUUUAAGGAAAGGAUUCACAUCUUCUACGCAAGGCCUAGAUGGCUCUGACAAGGAUCUAAAGCUACCUGGACCGCCUAUCGACGAAGGUCCGAACGCUCCUACACCACCUGGGCAAGACCCAGGUCCUGUGUCUCAUACCGACUACCUGAAGAGAUACGGCGGGCAGGUAACUCAAUCGUUUAUCCAGGAGGGUGCAUGGAGGCACCGUAAGGACCAGCGUGAAGGUAGAAAUACCUUGUUCUACAAUUUAUGGCGAGCGGAAGGACAGCAGCGUUCGGUAAAAUGGAUCCCGCUUUCUCGUAAGGAGAACGUUUUCGGCGAAACGGACGAUGACGAGCAACUCUGGCAAAAUAUUUCGGAGAUGUUCUACUGCAUUGCGUUUCAGACGCUCCUAAAAGUCCUUCUCUAA